Molecule: messenger RNA, 1524 nt
Organism: Drosophila elegans
Lineage: Eukaryota; Metazoa; Arthropoda; Insecta; Diptera; Drosophilidae
Exons: 3
Coding region: 130-1455 (441 amino acids)
Molecular function (GO): lipid binding
Source: RefSeq, a predicted model, not a curated record
UUAACGCGCCAGUCAGUCGGCAGUGCGUAUUUGUGCCGAGAAGUCGAGAAAUCGAGAACGGAGGCUAGCCGCGUUUCACUUGUUUUUCCCGAACUGAUAAGCAGAGAAGUUCAAGCCAAUCCCCGAAAGAUGAAGCCGCUGAUAGUGGUAGUGCUUGUCGUGGGACUGCUGGCAACUAGCUGCCACAUUGUCCACUCCCAGGCAGCUGGAGAAGCAGUCGUGGAGCAGGAAGAUGACGCACUCAAGCAAAGUCAGGCCAGCAUAGCUGCCCAGGUGGAGGCCAUGCUGGAGCACUUUAAGCAAGAGGAUCCACAGGGUCUGCCCGGCGUGCCCGUUCCCGAUCCCCUGGAGGUGCCCAAUGUCAAGAAGAGCCUGGGCAUGGUCAAUCUGGACAUGAAGCAAGUGAAGGCCCACGGAUUGUCCAAGUUCCGCGUGGACAAAAUGAAUCUAGACUUAAAGGAGAUGAAGUUCAAUGGUGGCCUCCAACUGGAUCAGAUGCUGGUCAAGGGUCAGUACACCCUCAGCUCGUUCUUUUCGCGGGCCAAUGGACCUUUUACUGUGAUCCUAAAGAACGUAUAUGCCGAGGCCACUGCCUUUUUGGCCGUCGAACGCGAUGGCCAUUUGGCCACGGACCGCAUUAAGAUCGACAUCACCUUCUCGGACAUGACCAUGGACUUCCAGAAUCUCGGCCUGGUGGGCAGCGUCUUCCAGAGCGUGAUCAAUGGGGCGCCCAAUCUGGUGUUCGACGCCAUGAAGCCAUUUAUGCUGCAGGAGGCGGACAAGAAGUUGCGCAGCGAGAUCGACACCAUGAUCAAGAACACGCUGGGUGAACGGCGGCUGCCGAACUCCAUCACCCCGCUGGAUAGCGCUAUUGCCAUGGCCAGGAAGAUGGUGCGCCAGAAGGGCUACGAUCCGUACCAUUUGCCUGAUGUUAACCGCACGAUGGGAGUGUUCAGUGUCCAGCUGGCACACACCUGGAUCAAUGGCAUCUCUAGCUUCUACCGGGUGGGCAACAUAACCGCGGGGAUGGCCAACAAAACGGUGUCGGUGGUGCUGCAAGUGGGCACUGGCCAGGUGACGGGAGCUGGCCAGUGGGAGGUGGGUCUGGGCAUGAUGACCCGCGUCGGGCAUGUCCAGUUCACUGUGCAGCAUAUACGCGCCACUGUGGGCGUGAGCCAAUCGCUGGACACCAGGAAGCGGGCGCAAAUCACCGAUCUGCAGUUUGACAUGGGCAACAUCCAGGUGCGUUGCGAUGGAGCCGGCACGUUGGACUACGUCAUGGAGUUUGCUGUGAACGUGAUUCCCAACCUGUUGCGCUACCAGAUCAUGGACGCCAUCGAGAAUCCCAUCAAGCAGCGCGUCCAGGAGAAGUUCAAUGCCAUCGAUGUGGAGCAGGUCAUCAAGACAAUGGCCCAGAAUGACUUUCAAUUUGAUCCAAAACUAUUGGGUUUGUAAGGCAAGUUGUGUAGUAAAUAAGCAAGUUUUUGCAAUCGAAUAAAGGUUUAUCCCUACGGGGAAUCACAA